Molecule: messenger RNA, 882 nt
Organism: Pseudozyma flocculosa PF-1
Lineage: Eukaryota; Fungi; Basidiomycota; Ustilaginomycetes; Ustilaginales; Ustilaginaceae
Exons: 2
Coding region: 1-882 (293 amino acids)
Biological process (GO): protein stabilization
Cellular component (GO): cytosol; nucleus; membrane
Molecular function (GO): adenyl-nucleotide exchange factor activity; protein-folding chaperone binding
Source: RefSeq, a predicted model, not a curated record
AUGUCGUGGUUCUCGAACCAGUGGAACAAGUUCAACAGCACGCUCAACGGCGAUGGUGCCAGGGGAGCCGAUGGAGGACAGUCUUCCGGCGUCAUCCGAAGGGUCGAGGUCGUCUGGGGCCGAGAGCGCAUGCAGAUCGUGCUGCCCAAGUUGACGACGCCCGUGACGCUCGGCCACCUCAAGCAGGAGAUCUCGUCCAUCACCUCGAUCCCCUACGAGCAGGUCAAGCUGAUCCACUCGGGCCUCAUCCUCAAGGACGACCGCUCGGCGCUGGCGGCCUACGGCAUCCGCGAAGGGUCGCGCCUGAUCCUGGUCGGGACCGCGGGCGGAGCUCGCUCCGAGGGCGACAAGGUCGGCGCCAAGGCCCCCGCCCUCGGACCGCUCAGCGUCGGAGAGCAAAAGGCGCGCGCAAAGAAGCAAAAGGAGGCCGACACCAGCGAGGAGGGCCUCAUGGCGCGCAUCGACGAGGCGCUGGCCGAGUCCAGGACCAACCUCUUCCCCGAGGUCGAGCUGUUCGAGCGCAGCGUCAAGGCGUUGCCGGCUAGCGUGGAGGGCGCGGACGGUUCCCCCGCGCCGAUACCGGAUGCGGCGGCAGAGGCGGCGGCGCCAGGAGCUACGCCGACGUCGCACGGCGCCGACGCCGGAGCGACAAACGAAGGCGGAUCGGCGAAGCUGAUGACGCCGGCCGAGAUCGCCAACUCGCACCGCAAGACGUCCGAGAUGCUGCUGCGCCAGCUGCUCGCGCUCGACGGCGUCCAGGUCAACAGCGACACGACGAGAGCGGCGAGGAAGCAGGGCGUGCGCGACGUCCAGAGCCACCUCGACCGACUCGACGCGGCAUGGAGCGAAGCAAAGGCCAAGGGCGUCAGGCCGCCAGCGUGA